This is a messenger RNA of Humulus lupulus (European hop), 777 nucleotides long. RefSeq lists its product as uncharacterized. The record is from RefSeq and is a predicted model, not a curated record. The transcript is spliced from 3 exons. Lineage: Eukaryota; Viridiplantae; Streptophyta; Magnoliopsida; Rosales; Cannabaceae. The coding region runs from base 1 to 777 and encodes 258 amino acids.
AUGAAACAGUCAAAAGGCAUUGGGAAAAAUGGGAGAGGUUGUGUGUGUUCGAAAGCUCUGGGUGGACUGGGAUUUUGGGAUCUAGCUGCCUUUAAUCAAGCUUUUUUGGCUAAGAAAGGUUGGUGCACUAUUCAACAACCAGAGUUAUUGAGAAGUUUGGCUUGGGGGAAUAAGUUAUCGGAAGAAGGGUGUAUGUGGAAGAUUGGCUCAAGUGAAUCUAUUGGUGUAAUGACGAAUAAUUGGCUUUUUGGUAAAAUAGGUUGUGGUUUUUAUAAUGAUCCUUGUGUUCCUAUGUUUGCUGAGGAUGGGAUGUAUAGUGUCAAACAGGGGUAUAUAUUAGCUAUGCAAAGAAAAGAUUUGGCAGGAACUUCAGACAAUAGUUGGAUUCAGAGUUGGUGGAGGAAGUUUCUUUGGAGUCUUAAUAUCCUUCCCAAAAUCAAGAUGUUUGUUUGGCGCACUUGUCAUAAUUGGCUACUUGUAAAGUUGAAUUUGGGUAAUAGAGGUAUAGAUAUUGACCCAUUUUGCUUUAAAUGUGGUGCUUGUCCGGAGACUAUUUGUCAUAGUCUGCGGAAAUGUAUGUCUGUUAAACAUUAUUGGAAAGGUUGUAGCUAUUAUAAGAAGAUUAAGCAUCUUAAUGGUGGGGAUCCGAUGGAUUGGUUCCAAAUUAUAUCAAAGCGACUUUCUAAAGAUAAUUUUGUGCACUUUGUGAUGGUGUCUUGGGAGUUGUGGAAUGCGAGGAAUAGAUUGCUUUUCGGAAAGCCUACACCUACUUCUUAG